Messenger RNA from Castor canadensis (American beaver), 2646 nucleotides. RefSeq names its product DEAF1 transcription factor (gene Deaf1). Gene Ontology annotation, molecular function: DNA-binding transcription factor activity, RNA polymerase II-specific; DNA binding. Gene Ontology annotation, cellular component: nucleus. Gene Ontology annotation, biological process: regulation of transcription by RNA polymerase II. The record is from RefSeq and is a predicted model, not a curated record. Lineage: Eukaryota; Metazoa; Chordata; Mammalia; Rodentia; Castoridae.
UUAAGGCUCGGAAGGAUUCGGCUCGGGGAUAUUCGGCGGAGUUCGGCUCGGCCUCGGGCCGGCUCGGCUUCCGCCGCCGGCGGAGGCGGACAAAGUCGGUGGCGCAAGGCUGUGUCUGUGAAGCCAAACUGCGUCCGAAACCGGCGAGUAUCUGCUCAGAGCCGGCCAGGUCUAUCGACCGGCAACUACAAUCUGCUCAGCCUCCUACACAGUGAGGAGGAAACGCUCGGAAUUCUCGUGCAGCCUCGGAACCAUUCGGACAGACUCGGCUCCUCACUUCGGGCAGUUUCGGCCUUCCUCGGUUCCAGACUCUUGACGUCGGCUCGUCUCGGCUGGCAACCUCGGCUCCACUCGGCUAGCUCGGCGGACGGCCUCGGCUCGGCUCGGCGUGUGACUGACUGCUCUUCCGUCCCUGCUCGGGCGGUGGCUUCGGGCGGCCUCGGCCCGGCUCGGGUAGCCUCUUCGGGCCCCGCUUCGGGCGGCCCCGGACGGUGCCUUCGGGCGGGCUCGGCGGAGUCCGGAUGGAGGACUCGGACUCGGCGGCAAAGCAGCUGGGCCUGGCCGAGGCGGCAGCGGUGGCGGCCGCGGCCGCUGUGGCGGCGGCGGCCGCGGCCGCAGCGGGAGGCGAGGCGGAGGAGCCGGUGCUGAGCAGGGACGAGGACUCGGAGGAGGACGCGGACUCGGAGGCAGAGCGCGAGACGCGGCGUGUCACGGCUGUGGCGGUGAUGGCGGCCGAUCCCGGGCACAUGGACAUGAGCGCCGAGGCCCUGCCUGGCCCCGACGAGGCCGCCGCUGCCGCCGCCUUCGCAGAAGUGACUACAGUGACAGUGGCCAAUGUGGGGGCCUCUGCAGACAAUGUCUUCACGACAUCAGUGGCAAAUGCGGCGUCCAUCUCAGGACAUGUGCUGUCUGGUAGGACAGCCCUUCAGAUCGGGGACAGCCUGAACACCGAGAAAGCCACGCUGAUUGUUGUCCAUACAGAUGGGAGCAUUGUGGAGACGACCGGGCUGAAGGGUCCAGCGGCUCCUCUCACCCCAGGUCCUCAGUCUCCUCCAACCCCGCUGGCACCUGGCCAGGAGAAGAGUGGCACCAAGUACAACUGGGACCCCUCGGUGUAUGACAGCGAGCUACCUGUGCGCUGUCGGAACAUCAGUGGCACGCUCUACAAGAGUAGACUCGGCUCAGGUGGUCGGGGCCGAUGUAUCAAGCAGGGGGAGAACUGGUACAGUCCAACAGAGUUCGAGGCCAUGGCAGGAAGAGCCAGCAGCAAAGAUUGGAAGAGAAGCAUCCGCUAUGCAGGCAGACCCCUGCAAUGCCUCAUCCAGGAUGGAAUUUUAAACCCUCACGCCGCCUCUUGCACCUGUGCUGCCUGCUGUGACGACAUGACCCUGAGUGGUCCAGUCAGACUCUUCGUUCCUUACAAAAGGCGCAAGAAGGAGAACGAGUUACCCACAACUCCAGUGAAGAAAGACUCCCCCAAGAACAUCACGCUGCUCCCUGCCACUGCGGCCACUACCUUCACCGUGACACCCUCAGGACAGAUCACUACCUCUGGGGCGCUGACCUUUGACCGGGCGUCCACUGUGGAGGCUACUGCUGUCAUAUCCGAGAGCCCAGCCCAGGGCGAUGUCUUUGCAGGAGCCACAGUGCAAGAGGCCAAUGUGCAGCCCCCGUGCAGGGUUGGCCACCCUGAGCCCCACUACCCUGGCUAUCAGGAUAGCUGCCACAUCGCCCCGUUCCCAGAAGCUGCACUGCCAACGUCACAUCCCAAAAUAGUCCUGACAUCCCUGCCUGCCCUGGCAGUACCGCCCUCCACCCCCACCAAAGCCGUCUCCCCCGCAGUAGUCAAUGGGCUGGAGAUGUCGGAGCAGCGGAGCUGGCUGUACCUGGAAGAGAUGGUCAAUUCUCUGCUCAGCACCGCACAGCAGCUGAAGACGCUAUUUGAACAGGCCAAGCAGGCCAGCUCCUGCCGAGAGGCUGCCACAACCCAGGCUCGAAUGCAGGCCGAUGCCGAGCGAAAAGAGCAGUCCUGUGUCAACUGUGGCCGGGAGGCCAUGAGCGAGUGCACCGGCUGCCACAAGGUCAACUACUGCUCCACAUUCUGCCAGCGCAAGUGCCCUGCCCCACCCUUCCUCCACCCCACGUCCACAGACUCUCAACUGGCUCUGAAGUCACGUGUGUGCUGUGGCAAGACUGGAAAGACCAUCAGCACAUGUGUGGCCAGUCAGCAGCUGUCACUGUCCAGGCAGAUGAAGUCCAUGUGGAAGAGAGCGUGAUUGAGAAAGUCACUGUGUGAGCCAGGCCCCUCCCCACACCACUGUGAGGCUAUCGAAGCUCAAAGGCCUCUCAAAGAUGUGGGGGACAUUGAGAAGAGGGGCUGUGGGAAGUGAAGGAACUUGCUGGACAAGUUGUUAGCAGUCUGAGUGACUGUGUCCUCGGAGAUGAACUCCUCCUGCUGGAGCCCUGAGGAAUGGUGGUGGCAUUGCAGGGCAGGGUGCUUCGGCAGCCCAGGGUCCCUGCCCUGUCACGGUGCUCUUUCGUCCCUGGAUCAUGAGCGUCAGUUUUACUCACAGGAGUGCCCUGUGCCACAAUGUGUGUACAUAUGUGUUGUGUCUGUCAAUAAAGUUGUAAAUAAAGUUCCCACAG